AUGCUCGACACAGUCUGCACGCUUCCGCUUUCCUCGGACCUGUUCGCUCAGGCUAUCCACCCCGAGGAGCCGGUAGUCUCUGUCGGUUUGGCCUCGGGUCACGUUCAGACAUUCCGAUUGCCUUUUGUAGAAGCUGAGGAUGAUGACGACGGUGCUUCGAACUCCUCUGCCCGCAACGGGAAGGGCCAUAUUGACACAAUGUGGAGAACUCGACGACACAAGGGUAGUUGCCGUACCCUAGGGUUCAGUACUGAUGGCAAAACGCUCUACUCGGCUGGUACAGACGGUAUGGUGAAGGCUGCAAGCACCGAGACUGGCCAGGUACAAAACAAGAUUGCAAUUCCGCUUGAGAAGAACGGUUCUAUCGAUGCGCCAACCAUGAUUCAUGCUCUUUCUCCUCAGACUCUUCUCCUCGGUACUGACUCGAGCGCUCUGCACCUAUACGAUCUCCGCAUCCCGUACUCAAAGGUAUCCGCGCGCCCUGAGCAGUCGCAUCACCCCCACGACGACUACAUUUCCUCUCUUACCCCUCUGCCCGCUUCCAACACUAGUACUUCGGGCUUCAGCAAGCAAUGGGUUACAACUGGUGGCACUACCCUGGCCGUGACAGAUCUGCGGAGGGGCGUUCUGGUCCGCAGCGAGAACCAGGAAGAAGAAUUGGUGAGCUCCGUCUAUAUGGGUGGUUUACCAAAUAGCGGAACCAGCCGAGGUGAAAAGGUCAUCGUUGGUGGAGCCAGCGGUAUUCUCACUCUUUGGGAGAAGGGUGCGUGGGACGACCAGGAUGAGCGGAUCUACGUCGACCGCAGUGCCGAUGGUGGUGAUUCCAUUGAGGCAUUGGCUGUUGCUCCCGACUACUUGGGCAAGAUCAUCGUUGCAGGUCUUGGAAGCGGCAAAGUGAAGUUUGUGCGCGUCGGUGGCAACCAGGUUGUUUCUGAGGUUGUGCACGAUGAGAUCGAUGGCGUUGUUGGCCUGGGCUUUGAUGUCGAGGGCCGCAUGGUCUCCGGCGGUGGUCAAACCGUCAAGGUCUGGCACGAAGCUGCGGACAAUGUCGGUGAUGGAUCUGGCGACGAAGACAUGAUGGAUGAUAGCGAUGAUGAUCAGGAUUCGGAUGACAGUGAUGCGAAACCUCGCGAGGACCCGAAGGACCGUAAGAAGCGCAAGAAGUCCAAGGGCAAGGGCUUCAGCGGUGGUCAGCAUGUUAUGGCUUUCCACGACUUGGACUAA
Molecule: messenger RNA, 1224 nt
Organism: Penicillium paradoxum
Lineage: Eukaryota; Fungi; Ascomycota; Eurotiomycetes; Eurotiales; Aspergillaceae
Product: WD40 repeat domain-containing protein
Exons: 2
Coding region: 1-1224 (407 amino acids)
Molecular function (GO): protein binding
Source: RefSeq, a predicted model, not a curated record